Molecule: messenger RNA, 3194 nt
Organism: Pistacia vera
Lineage: Eukaryota; Viridiplantae; Streptophyta; Magnoliopsida; Sapindales; Anacardiaceae
Product: probable disease resistance protein At4g27220
Exons: 8
Coding region: 1-2910 (969 amino acids)
Source: RefSeq, a predicted model, not a curated record
AUGGCGAUUGUCACUGUAGCAAACGCAUUAAAGAAUAAAAGAGAUCCACCACAAUGGAAAGAAGCCUUGCGACAGUUGAAAAGAUCUUCUCCAGAAAACUUCACAGGAGAUAUGAGUAGAGCAUAUGUAUCAAUACAAUUAAGUUACAAUUACUUAAAAAGUGAUCUGAAGAAGACUUUUUUGCUCUGUAGUCUAAUGAGCCAUCAAGGUUUUAUUUUAGACUUGGUCAUAUAUGCUAUGGGAUUAAAUAUAUUUCCAAACAUUUUCACGAUCGAAGACGCUUGGAAUAAGGUGUAUGCAUUGAUCAGUGAACUUAAAGACUCUUCUUUGUUGCUUAACGAUCAAACCAACGAUUCCUUUUCAAUGCAUGAUUUUAUCCGUGAAGUUGCUUCAUCCCUUGCAAAAGGAGAGGACCAUGUGUUUUCCGUGAGAAAUGAGAUGAAUUGGAGAUGGCCUAGUGAGGAUGAACAAAAGAUUUGCAAAAAGAUCUUCAUACGUGAUAGCACUAUUACUGACCUUCGUGAAAAGUUGGAAUGUCCAGAACUUGAAUUGUUCUAUAUGAAUACCAAGGUUGGUGAUUCUCAUGUUGAAAUUCCUGAGGAUUUUUUUAAAGGGAUGAGGAAUCUCAAAGUCUUAGAUUUGACUAGGAUGAAGUUUUCCUCUUUGUGGUCAUCGUCAAUUCGUCUCAUAACAAAGCUUCAGACAUUGCGUCUAGAUAAUAGUGUAGUUGAUGACAUAGCUGUUAUUGGACAGUUGCGGACAUUAAAAAUUCUUAGUUUACGAUAUUCAACAAUUGAGCAAUUGCCUAAAGAAAUAGGUCAAUUGACUCAGUUAAUAUUGUUAGAUUUAAGUAAUUGUCAACGACUAACAGUUAUAGCACCAAAUGUGAUAUCAAGUUUAUACAGAUUGGAAGAAUUGUAUAUGAAAGGAUGUUUUGUUCUACAGAAAAUUGGAGGUCUCAAUAUUGAAAGAAGGAAAGCCAUCCUUGAUGAGUUGAACGGGUUGCCUCGUCUCGCCACUUUAGAAAUACAGUUUAACGAUGCAAAUAUUUUUCCAGAAGGCUUGUUCUCCAAAGAUUUGCUAAGGUACAAUAUAUCCAUAAGUGAUAAUUUUCUCUUAUCUUGUGGAUCGUGCAAUUUUCAAGACUCGGGGCCGUUUGAUGAGGAUGGGACUUUAAGGACACUGAGACUGGAGUGCAAUUCUAUCAAUUGGUCAGAGAAGUUUCGAUGCUUCAAGAAUGUUGAAUUCUUAUGCAUAGGGAAAUUGCAGUGUAUUGGGAAUGUUCUUAACGAAUUAGAGAGAGAAAGUUCUUCACAACCGAGUUCUUCUCAACUGAAACAUCUCCAUCUCCACAAUACUCCUAAUCUCUCUUGCAUUUUUAACUCAACAAAUUGCACAGAUGGUGUUGUCUUCUGCAACUUGGAGUCACUGAUUCUACUAAACUUGAAUCGGUUGAAGAACAUAUGUUCUGGUCAUCCGACAAAAGAGUCUUUUUGCAACCUGAAGAUCAUAGAUGUGAAAGGAUGCGUUAAAUUGGAAAAUAUCUUUUCAUUCGGCAAUGCUAGUAGCCUUCCACAACUUCAGACAAUGAAGGUGGAAUCUUGCGACAAUUUGAAACAGAUUUUUGCUGUUGAAAGAGGAGAAAAUGAAAACAACAAUGAAGUAAUUGAUCAGAUUAAAUUCUAUCAGUUACGCUCUUUGACUCUCAAUUUUCUUUCACAUCUUACAAGCUUCUAUUCUGAAGUGAAGACAACUUCAACAUUGCGAGAGAGAUGGCAGGAUGAACUUGACACUCCAUUACUUUCCAACAUGAAGGUUGCUUUUCCAAAUUUGAAGACCUUAAAUCUGAGAGCAAUUAAUGUUAAGAGGAUCUGGAACCACCAAAAUCCAGCAUUAACACCUUCCUACAAAAAUUUAAAGCACUUGACUUUGAGGGAUUGCAAAAACCUAAAGUAUGCUUUCCCAUCAUCUUUAGUCAAAAAUUUUGAGCAGCUCGAACACCUUGAGAUUCGCAAUUGUAUAUCUUUGAAGAAGAUUGUUAAGUUAGGUAGCGAAGCUACUGCGUUUGUCUUUCCGAGAGUAACCUUUUUGAGUCUAAGAGAGCUACCAAAGCUAAAAGCUUUCUACUCUAGAAAACAUACUCAUGAAUGGCCACUGUUAAAGGAAUUGCUGGUGUCUUGCCAUGAAAAAGUAGAGGGAUCCGAUUCAGAAGAUAAUGAGCGGCAACCUGACAUUUCAGAGCCACGAUACCUCUACUUGUUGAAAAAGAUAAAAUUUCUGGAACAUCUCGAAAUAACGGGGUUUGAUGAAUUGAUUAGUCUAUCUCCAUCGUCCCCUGUAGCUUUCCAAAAUUUAAAAGUUCUGAAAGUAACGCAUUGCAAUGGAUUUGUAAACUUAAUGACAUCUUCAAUAGCCAAAAGCUUGGAGCAACUGAGAGAAAUGGAAAUAACAGCAUGUCAUGUGAUGAUAGAAGUAGUAAAAAAUGAGGGAGACGCAGGAGGAGAUGAAAAGAUUGUUUUCAAAAAUUUGACGUACCUCUUACUCAAUGAUCUAAAAAGUCUCAAAUGCUUCUAUUCUGGGAACUGCACUUUGGAAUUUCCAUCUUUGGAAAAAUUAGAAGUGAAUGACUGCCACAAGAUGAAAACAUUCUGUCAAGGAGUCUUACGUGCUGAAAAAUUACUCGAAGUAAAGAAUCUCAGAUAUGAUGAAAAGUUUUGGAAGGAUGACCUUAAUACAACCAUACUACGAGUAUACAGAAGACACAUGAUAAGGGAUAAAUUGCGAUUGAUUUUGUGGGCUACUGCCUAUCUGGCCUCGGUGCAACAACCUUCCAGCUUUUUGUGGUAUCCUAUGUAUUUAUUACUGCUCAGUGAUACAUUCACAGGAUUGGACAGAGUGGGAGCCACCUAAGAGUGCUUAUGUAACAAUUUUUUGUAGCAUAAUUCUUGUUUUAAUUGGACUCAUGGCUAUUUGGUUGAGUCUUCAUGGUAUAUUGGCGCGAUCAAGAGGUUCAUUAAUUACAGCAGCUUUUUUAGGUAUCCUAUGUAUUUGUUAUCGCCCAGUUUUACAUUCACAGGAACUUCUUUUAUUAAAAGCGCUGGAAGUGCUUCUAGCAAUGUUCGUAUUUCUCAGUUUCUUUGCGGCUCUUGCCGCAUUACAGGGGUUAAACGAUCUUCCUUCUUGGGCUAAAUGGU